Messenger RNA from Chionomys nivalis (European snow vole), 5712 nucleotides. It is a transcript of the gene Nol9, whose product is annotated as nucleolar protein 9. NCBI's taxonomy places the organism in Eukaryota, Metazoa, Chordata, Mammalia, Rodentia, Cricetidae. Gene Ontology annotation, molecular function: polynucleotide 5'-hydroxyl-kinase activity. The coding region runs from base 16 to 2199 and encodes 727 amino acids. The record is from RefSeq and is a predicted model, not a curated record. The transcript has 12 exons. Gene Ontology annotation, biological process: cleavage in ITS2 between 5.8S rRNA and LSU-rRNA of tricistronic rRNA transcript (SSU-rRNA, 5.8S rRNA, LSU-rRNA). Gene Ontology annotation, cellular component: nucleus.
CGUUCCGGGCCAAGCAUGGCGGAUUCCGAGGUGCUGCUCAGACGGGUUCCGAGCCGCUCCUCUUGGCAGCGGGCUCGCAAGGCCCGGUCCCACCUCCUCCUUAGCCGUCGGGGCCGUCGCCGGUUUGGAGUCCUGACCCGGGGCGAGCUGCGGCGCCUGCGACGGCGGCUGCUGCGGGCCCAGGCUUUGGGAGGCGACUGGAAGCUAGGUGUCACCGCGGGCGCGCACGUGGCAGAAAAGUGCAAGGUCCGGAGCCGCAGCGGGUCCACGCCGGGCACCGGGUCCACGCCGGGCACCGGAUCCACGCCGAGCAACCUACCCUCGCCCCGCAGCCAGCCCACGCCGCGCCGCCAGCCCACACCGCGCCGCCAGCCCACGCCACGCCCGCAGUCCACGCCACGCCCACAGCGCGCGCACAACUUCCCACCCCUGCCGACGAACGUCACCCAAGCCGUGCGGGACCUAGGCUCCGGCCGAGUGUUGUUGGUGCUGCCAGCCGAGGAGGACUUUAUUUUCAGUGGGAUAUGCCGUGUGACUUGCAUCUAUGGCCAGUUGCAAAUCUUCGGCCAUAUCAUCAAACAAGGCCAGCCCGCCCAAGAUGUGUUUUCUGCCUACACCCAUUCUUUCCUGAGCAUCAGGGGGAUGCUGUACCCAGAACCCGAGAAAAGCGAAAAGGAGGUCAGAAAAGAGAUACGGGCUCUGCUCAAGCCGCACAUGAAACUGGAUGACAGACACUGGGUGAUGCACUAUUUCUGUCCCCUGGCCUCUGUCGUGCUGCUGGAGCAGCUGAGGUCCCCUGCCGUGGACUUCAUGAGCUCCUAUAAGUGUGCUUCUUACGUCUUCCGGCAGGAGCAUUAUCCUGCGCGGGUUAACGCUGAGUUUAUAACCUUGAAAACGAUUGGCCUCAGAAGACAGCGGAAGAGGGCAGGCAUCUUCUUGAGUGACAGUGCCCAUUGUGCCCUGGAGGAGCUCGUCAGUGUGUCCUGUGUAGAUGGCUGCCCUGUCAUCCUGUUGUGUGGCGCUUGUGACGCGGGAAAGUCCACGUUCAGUAGAAUACUGAUUAACCAGUUACUGAACAGCCUCCCUGGUGUUGACUACCUGGAAUGUGAUCCCGGGCAGACGGAGUUCACGCCUCCUGGCUGCAUUGCUUUACUUAACAUUACAGAACCGCUGCUGGGACCACCUUACACCCACCCGAGGAAGCCACAGAGGAUGGUGUAUUAUGGAAAGAUGACUUGUCACAAUGACUAUGAGAAUUAUAUUGAAAUAGUGAAGUAUGUGUUCAGAGACUACAAGAGAGAGUCCCCACUUAUCAUCAAUACGAUGGGCUGGGUGAAAGAUGAUGGACUGCUGCUGCUUGUUGACCUGAUCCGCCUGUUGUCUCCCAACUACGUCAUUCAGUUGUAUUCUCCCCGGGGUCCUACAAUGGCCUCUCUGACCCCAGAGUAUGUAGAGCUCACAGACGGCCUGUAUACAAAAAGCAAGAUCAGGAAACGUCGAGGGUUUGAAAUUGAAGAAUUUGGAGACAGUUUGGAUUUUACUGAAGAAGAGAAAGACUCCGGUCCAGUUCCGGUCUUCCCUGGACAUAAGCUGAUGCUUGUUUACUCAGAAUUUCCGUGUAGUAAAAAUGAGAAAAAUAGGGCCAAAUACAACAAAAUUUUUCGAGAUCUGGCGGUGUUGGGUUACCUUAGCCAGCUGAUGCCUCCUGUGCCAGGGCAGCUUAGUCCUUUGCACAGCCUGACGCCCUAUCAGGUCCCCUUCAAUGCAGUUGCUGUCCGGAUCACUCAUGCUGAUGUUGCCCCUGCCCACAUACUGUACGCCAUAAAUGCCAGCUGGGUUGGGCUUUGCAGGAUCCUGGAGGACAUGAAAGGAUACACUCGGGGUCCCAUCCUGCUUGCCCAGACCCCCAUAUGUGACUGUUUGGGCUUUGGCAUCUGCAGAGGCAUUGACAUGGAGCAGCGGAUGUACCACAUCAUCACCCCUCUGCCUCCAGAAGAGCUGAAAGCUGUGAACUGUCUGCUGAUUGGUUCCAUUUCCAUUCCACACUGUAUUAUCAAAAACCAGCCUGGGCCUGAAGGGACAAUUCCUUACAUCACCACAGCUUAUAAUUUUAAACUUCCUGGAGCAUCGGAGAAAAUUGGAGAAAGAGAGUUUGAACAUGCUUCCCUAGGGUACAGAUUCUACAGAAGGAAAAAGUAGAGCCUCAGUAUAGACGGAGGCUUUCUGCCUGCGAACCUUGUCCUCGAGCUCAGAGUCGGCAGGUCGGUGGGGCUUUGUGACUGUGAACAGCGCCCUCGUGUCCAGUGAGGUUCAUGGGACUGGACAACGUGCUGCAGAGUAAAUAGCUCAAGACUCCAUUUUUUGUUUUCCCUCUAAGACAUGGUCUCCAUCAUCCAAGUGUGGCAUUACCGUUCUGUGUCAGCACACCCAGCUUUCGGGGUUUUCUCUGAAGCUGUUUGAUCUCAAACUUGGCCUGGACUGCUUUCCGACUGGCCGUCUGGCUGCCUGGCUGAGUGAAGUAUUUCCUGACGGACUGUGGAGCAGUGAGGAAAGCUGUGCCUCAUCACCAGACCAGAAGAGCACAACCCUCUCAGUUCACCAAGGACCUGACCGUUGCAAUCGAGAUAAAAUUGGGGAAUCCAGGACCACAAAAACGUGCCAAGAAAUGGGCAGCAGGCUGACCCAGCAGUCCUCAGGCUCAAUGCGCAGGUGCCCGGGUCUAAGCAGGCUGGAUGGACACGAGUGGGAGAGGCUUACUUUGAGCCACCUGGACCUUACCAGUUAGGUGAGGUGGACUCAGAUGCCUGGUCCUUGGAUGCCAUUGAAUCUCCUAAUUGUGCAGUCAAGUGUUACAGGGUUGUAUUUGCUCUGUUUGUUUCUCUGCCAUUUUAAUCAUGAGUCUUUAUGUUGAAGAAGUUGCUCUGACAUCCAGAAAGCUUCCAGAUGGUUCUGUAAGUCUGGGUGUGCUCUGAUUGACUCCUCUGUUGAGGUGGGACACACUGCCAUGGGUCCACCAACCUGUGAACAGACACCUUGUGCCUGACUUGGGCAAACCUUUGCUGCCAACGCUUUCUUCUAGGUAUCUGGAGGCUACUGCCAACGCCAUUUUUUUCCUGACUGUAUUUUGUAAUUAGAAGUGACUGGGUCAGGUCAUUUUUGUGGAUGAAAAAUAAUCAGGCCACUGAGGAACUCCUUGAGUUGUCGUGACUGACACAUCAGGAUUUCACCUUCUAGCAGGAUCAUGUUCAAAGAUCAUUCCAGCCUGGGAAUGGAUUAAUAAUGUUUAUGUUCACGCAUACCAUUGAUUAUCUCUGUCUUGUCUGGGACCAUACCACCCUGAGUGUGCCUGGUCUUGUCUGCUUGGACCCCAUCUUUGGCCUUGGCAUUUGAAAAACCCAUUAGGAAGCUGGGCAAGUGGUAACGCAUGCCUUUAAUCCCAGCACUUGGGAGGCAAAGACCAGAGGAUCUCUGUGAGUUCAAGACCAGCCUGAUCUACAGAGUGAGUUCCAGGACAGCCAGGGCUACACAGGCAAAGACACUGUCUCAAAAAAGAAAAACCCAUUAGGAGACAGAACUGCAGCAGCCUGGUUGGUCUGAAACCCUCAAGACCAUUUAAGGACUCACUAAUUAGCUGUCCCUUAUUUAUAUAUCUAGCUUGAGCUUGUGUUGUGUCUAUUUGGUGGGGAGGGGCGUCAUCUCACAUUGCCCAAGUAGGUGCCUGUGGGCUCCAUUGCUUCUGAUUUCUGAGGUGGCGGAUGUGCACAGCCUUAGCCUUGCACCAGCUCUCUUCUGCGCCCUCCCCAGAUCUUCCUGUCUUCACAAGAAUAAAGACCCCGAAAUGUAGGUCUCCAGUUUGUGUUCUCCAUAAAGGUGCGUUCAGCUAACCUUCACUUGUGGGUCCCCACCAGUAGAGACCUGGUGUCAGCAGUAGAGGGAUCUGUGGGCAUUGGGCAGGUGGCUGUGAGGAACAGUCAUUGGGAACCUUCUCUGGGGAGAGCUCUUGCUGUGGAACCUAGCCUUGGUAAGACCUGCCACAGUGUCUGUCCGUGUGAUUGUGGUAUCGGGGCAUUUGGGGCAAGGAAGAGAUUGGACUCUGUGCCAUCUUUUUGGGGUUUUGUUUCUGUUUUGAGCCAGGAUCUUGCUAUGAACAGGCUGACCUCAUGUAUGAUCCUGCCUCAGUUUCCCAAGUGCUGGGAUCACAGGUGUGUUUGUGUGAAGUUUCUGUUCACAUGGUCUGUUUUGGUCCCCUAGAAUCUUAGGAGUGUGGUGUACAAGUUUCAUACAUAAGAACUCCACAGAACCACACAACAACAAACUCCAAGUUAGUUUUUGUGGCUUCUUAAAAUCAGACUCUAGGAAUUAUUUCCUAGAUGUGGGGGGUCUGGUGUUCCCAUAAUCACUGUCCCACGGAAAUCAUAGACAACUCAAGGCCCAAGAAAGUGGCCCUGAAGAGGCUGUGGGAACAAGCCCGGGUCCUUGGGUUGAUGUGCUUUUCCAGAGCCUGGACAGAGGUGAGUGUGGUAAGAGGCCAGGUGCAGGGAGGCUGCUGAGUCCUGUACUGGACCUCCUUGAUAAGAACUGCCUGAUCCAUACAUAGUGUGCAAAUCAGAUGGUGUAGAUAAAGAGCUCUGAACCACAAUAAAACUCAGAGAAAUUGGGGUUCAACCUGAAGAUCCAAAAAGAAAAGCAGCCAGCCACUGGCUCUUACCUCUACCUCAGUCCAAAAUGGUGAUUUUGUCUCUGGGAAUCUCAGAACGAGACUGUGAGAGCUGUCUCCUCCCGUUUUAUAAUCCUAAGACUGGGAUUAAAGGUGUGCACCGCUCAGUUUCUAUGACAACUAGUGUGGCUACUGCCUGAUAGGCUGACCAGCGGGGCUUUUUUACUCUCUGAUCUUCAGGCAAAGCUUUACUUAUUAAAAUACAAAUGAAAUGCCACUACAGGGCCCCUUUGAAUGUGCUGUGGGAAAUGCUGCUGGAUGAACCAGGGCUCUGUCACCUAAGCACUCAGCUGCUGAAGCAAGUUCCUGAACCCUCUUCAGGAGGUGGGUUUUUUUCCCCCUCCAUUUCCUGUUUACUUUCAUCUUUUCUCUCCACUCUCCCACUCCACAGCAUCUUAUCUUAGCCCAGGCUGGCGUAGAACUAACUAUAGCUUAGGCAGCCAUGCUUGACCCUCUGCCUGGAUUCCAGGGGCGAGCCUCUUCGGUCUGGCAAUGGUUUUCCUAGUGGUGUACCUGCGCAGAAACCACCUUGUGGGGAAGUCUAGCCUGGGUCUGUUUCCUUCUCCGGGUGUAGGGGGAGGGCAACGGGAUUGUCGAUAAGAUAAAAGGUCCUGCCAAGGCUCAAGCUGUGGAAAAUGGUAGUGAUUAUUCUUGUGUACCUGUCUCUGGCGGUUGCAAACUCUUGGAAGGUGAGCAUCAAGGUUUUGUCCCUCCUGAAGGCUGGGCAUGGCGUGGGCACAACCCCUCACCUGUCAGGCUUUCCCUCAGGUUAGUCCUGUUGCCUUGCGUCCUGUGAGAGAGCAGCGAUAGGGCAGGUCCUCAGUUGCUCUGAUAAACUCUCUUUAACGCCCUUACAUACUGUGUUUAAAAUUGUCUAUGUCCAUGUGGAAAACAGCCCUUCCGUGCCCACGGCAUAGGUGGCACUGGGAAUCCUGUGACCGUCACAUCUGACUGUAAGUUUAAGAAUCAUUCCCCACUGUGUGUGGUUUCUGACA